Molecule: messenger RNA, 1242 nt
Organism: Huiozyma naganishii CBS 8797
Lineage: Eukaryota; Fungi; Ascomycota; Saccharomycetes; Saccharomycetales; Saccharomycetaceae
Gene: MAF1
Product: RNA polymerase III-inhibiting protein MAF1
Exons: 1
Coding region: 1-1242 (413 amino acids)
Biological process (GO): negative regulation of transcription by RNA polymerase III
Cellular component (GO): nucleus
Molecular function (GO): RNA polymerase III core binding
Source: RefSeq, a predicted model, not a curated record
AUGAAGUUUAUCGAUGAAUUAGACGUUGAAAGAGUCAAUCAGACUCUUAACUUUGAGACUUCCGACUGUAAGAUUACAGGCGGGUGCGAUAUCUUCACGACGAAGGCUGUGGCCUCCGAUAAAAAGCUGUAUAAAGCGAUAGACCAACAUCUGGAGAUGAUGUUGCAAGAAAAUGAAAGCUACAACCAGGCCGUGCAACAGCAAAAACUGAUAGAGGCAAAUGCCUCGUUGUUGCCUUCACCUUUCUCGUAUGGGAGAAGGGACAGUACUUCAUUUUGGGAACAGAAGAGGAGGAUGUCCAUUACAGACUCUAACAUAAAAAAUCACAUCAACCAGCUGAACUCUACGCUUAUCAAUGGCUUUGGUUCUCCCAGUAGCAGUAACGAGCAGCAGCAGCAGCAGCAGCAGCAGCAACAACAUAGUCCUGUUAUUAAAAGCUCGAAGCUGAAUGAACAAAAUUUAAAGGAACUGGUUAUGAGUGCAGACACAGGUUACAUAAGUUCAUCAUCUGUCGAGUCCAAUUCGACGGGUCGUAAACACAGGACGGGGAAUAGUACGGCACACACCACUAUUAACGACAAUGAGAACCCUCAUACCAAAAAGAAAACCAAGAGAGCCAGUAGUACCAGCAGUCAACACAGCAACAUGAGGACACCUACGAUAAGAAGGUCGUCGUUGAAUGAAACCUCCACAAAGAUAAAUAUUGGGCCAUUUGGCCCAAUUAAUGAGCCCUCUAGCAGGAGAACGUUUGCGUAUCUUAUUGCCAUUCUGAAUGCGUCUUAUCCGGACCACGAUUUCUCAUCCUUAGAACCAAACGAUUUUACCAAGAACUCUUUGAAAGGGUUUGUCUCCAAGUUCGAAAACUCUCUUUACUCGUUGGGGAAGCAGCCAGAAGAAUGGAUUUGGGAGGUGAUAAAUUCACACAUGACAAUGCCAGACUGUGUCGUUUACCAGUAUAGCCCAUCGAAGUCCUUCUUGGAGGACGAGCCCGGUUAUCUUUGGAGCUUAAUGUUUUUUCUGUUCAAUAAGAAGAGAAAGAGGGUUGCAUUCGUUUAUUUGAUUGCCUCUCGAUUGAAAAAGGAAGGCAUUGAAAGAUACUCCUUUUCAACCAACACGAAUAAAAGAACGACUAUCGGUUAUGACGACGAUAUUUUCCAGGGAGAUUAUGAUUUAACGAAUGAUGAGAAUGCAAUUGCAGAUGAUUCCGAAAAUGACUAUCUCUCAGAGUCGGAGUUAGUUUGA